This is a messenger RNA of Clarias gariepinus (North African catfish), 4249 nucleotides long. RefSeq lists its product as uncharacterized. The transcript is spliced from 8 exons. Gene Ontology annotation, cellular component: plasma membrane. Gene Ontology annotation, molecular function: protein binding. Lineage: Eukaryota; Metazoa; Chordata; Actinopteri; Siluriformes; Clariidae. The record is from RefSeq and is a predicted model, not a curated record. The coding region runs from base 68 to 4249 and encodes 1393 amino acids.
UUUGGAGUGAGUAUUACAGCCUUCCCUCUAAAGUGGCUUUAAAGCUGUAUGAGGGCUUGCUGCUGUGAUGUUAGUAUCCAGCAUUCUGCACUGCACUGCAGUUCUGAUUUUCCAGUUGUGGGGUGUGCAAACCUUCUCCCCAGUCCUUACCUGUCCAGAUCGCUGUGUCUGUGAAAAGACUUUACUGGUCAACUGUACCUCAUUGGACCUAUCCAAGGCCCCCUCACAUAUCCCAGCAACGACCACUGCCCUGGAUCUAUCGCACAAUGUCUUGCAUUCUCUGGCUUCUCUUGGGACAGGGCAUGUGCCUUUACAGGGGCUUCAGUAUCUGUGGCUGGGAAAUAAUUCACUCGAGAGCUUAUCCAUGUGUUCGAGAGGGAUUGUGGGCACUAGUUCCCUGAUCAGAAGAACACAAAGAUGUGUUCCAUGGGCACCUCAUCUACAGUCACUGUCUGCUGACAGAAACCAGCUAAAAUUUAUGCCAAGAGGUCUGAGCAAUAUUAAAUUCCUAAAAGUUCUUCAGCUCUCCUACAACAGAAUCUCUGAGAUUGGCCCUGCUGACUUGGCUGGUUGUACUCAUUUGACUGAGCUUCACCUUCAUCAUAACCUCAUUAACACCAUCCACCCAGAAGCCUUUAAGGACCUGCAUAAGCUAAAGAUCCUUGAUGUGAGCUAUAACCUGCUGGCUACCAUACCUAUGCCAGCCUAUCUGUCUCUACGGAACCUAAAAGUGUUGGUGGACAUUUCUGGAAAUAGAUGGAGGUGUGAUUGUAACAUGAAUACAAUCAGAAGGUGGCUGGGUUUUGACCACGAACUGGGUAAUCCCACCUGGGAAGUGGUGUGUUUCUCUCCCUUUCAAUAUGCUGGACAGAACCUGAUGGGCUUGAAGGAAUCAGAUCUUGUCUGUCCACAACCUGUAUACAAUAUACCAGGUGUGAAAAAGGAAGUGACCGUGGAUGAGGGGAUGGAACUUAUUCUUUCCUGUAGCACUGGCAGCCAAGAUUUUAUACACACUCGUUGGUGGACACCCCAUGGCCAAAUCUGUGAUGCACAACAAUUCCUUCACAUCAGUAAUACCACAGAGCAUGAUGCAGGACUUUAUGUCUGCAUCUCAGGAUACCAUGAAGAGCACAUGUCCGUUUUCAAUCUACAUGUUCGUAAAAGAGCUCAUGACAAAAGACUGCGACGAGAAGCACAAAUCGGAUUGGUCGAGCUUAACACGGAGGAUAAUGACAAUACACUGAGGAAUGGGCCAGCUGUCCGAGCAGUUCAACAGUCUCAAUUUGAAUUAGCGGUCUGCCUGUCUGUCUUCAUCACAUUCAUUGUGGCCUUUGUCCUUGGUGUUAUAUUAAGACCAUUUCUGGAAAAAUGUUACAAACAAAUCCGAAAUAAGAGGAAAUCUUCUACAUCAGCUUCAAACUCACAGAGUUCCUCAACUAGACAGAGGCCGUAUGUAAACGAAGGCUAUUCGGAUACAGAUGACCAAGAACAAGGAGUGCAUACAGGUCCAAGAGUGACAUUUGGGCAGGUUACAGAAAUACAGGAACAAGGGGGUGUUCCAUAUUAUGUCACUGUAGACGACAGACCAUCUGGAAGCAAUACAGAUGUUUCAGUAUUAUAUGAGAAUGUAGAGAAAACAGGAUCCUUGACAGAGACUAUUGAGGUGCACAAGGAAGUGCCACUAAGAGAGGAAAACAAAGAAAUUACAAGGUACAGAUCUACUGAGAGUCUAAAUUCUGAAAGUAGCAAAGAAAUGCAGUUUGAAUACAUCACAGACCAAGAAGACACCACAGAAUUAGGAGAUGGGAGCAUUUUACCUGGAUCAUCUCUCACAGAUAAACGGCAAGAACUACAGAUGUCUUAUGAGGCAAGAGAGUCAACUGAACAAAACGUAGAUUCACCUACAGUCAGCAUAUAUGAAGAAGAUGAAGCCAGCAUGGACCAUUUGGAUACAAUACCAAGACUUGUAAAUGACCCAUUUCACUUAAAGAUGUCUGAAUCAAAGGAGGAGAGUGUGGAUGAACUGGACCCAGACUUAUGGAAUGACAGUGGAGAGAGUUUUUCAUUCACAGAGAGCUCGCCAAGAUCAAGCAGCCGUGUUUCAGAUGUUGCUGCUCUUGGUUCUCUAGCAAUUCAAGAAGAAAUGUCUGUAGAUGAACUGUCUGAGAGACCAAGCUCCUGUAACUCAAGUAAAAGUGGAGAGAGUGAAGGAGGACCCACAGAAUACACAGUCAACCCAGUAGUUGGUGAAGACUUAGAAGAACACAUUUCCUACACAGAAGAUGACUUUGAUGAUGGUAACUAUGGCAAAAACAGACACUUUGAAAAAUAUGUCCUAACUGAAAAACAGAGUGCAAACAUGGGUGCGCUACCCAGACAAGAUACUAUUACCCUGGACCCAACAGACAUACACAUGACUUAUACUCGAGGGGAUAGUUUUGAUGAUGAGGCAUUUACAGAGUACAAAGAGUCCCUUACCUCAAAUGUUAGCAGUGAUUACGAAGAUGAACCUACACAAUACCAUGUGCAUCCUGUUUACAGGACCAGUCAAAAGUCUACCAGCUUGAUGUCGGAAGACAGAUCACGUACCAGUAGCUAUAGUGAAGAAGAUCAUGACCAAGGAGACUACCCAAGGAAACUUGAGAUAAGAUUAGAACAUAGAGAUCCCAGCACUGAUGCCACACCAGUCAUAAGCCAAGACAGGCUUCUCAAUAUUAACUAUGACAACUCCUCAAGCAGUACAGAUAUAGAGGUCAAGCACAAUAAAGAGAACGAGAGAGGAAUAUUUAAAGGUCUUAGUGGACUCAGUGCACGGCUGUUUAACAGAAGUGGGUCUGAAACAAAUAAAGAUGUCCAGCUAGAACCCAAUACAUUAACCACAAGCAGUAAAGGUAAUGGGGGCUUCCUGGGUAUAUCAUUCAAAAAACAACCAGUGAUACCUUCUGAAAUAGUCAACCCCUCAACAAACGAGGAUAAUUUUUUUGUAACCAUAGGACAAGCCUUCGAUAGACUACCAAAGCUCAAAAAUUCACUUCUGUUCUCAAUUGCUGCACCUAAAACUCCACAUCAACAGAAGUCUACAUCUGUAGAAAAAAGAAUAUCUAAAUCAGAGAGGCCAUUUGAGAGUAUCAUUGGAAAGACUGAGCCAUCCUUGGAUCCACUACCACGAGUAAAGCGAUAUAUUCUUUUUUCACAAAGUAGAUCGUAUCCUCAAAUUAAAACUCCAUCUCAUUCUGCUGAAGAAAUCAUCCCUUAUGAAAUGGUAAACACAGAAUCAAGGAAAAGUACCAUCUCUACAGAAGAUGAAAACAGUGCAAUUACUAAAGGAGAAUUGUUUUUUGAUCAGAUAGAUGCAUCCAUUGAUGACUUUCCGAAAGUAAAAAGUAUACCCAAGGUAAAGAAAGCUCUUCUGUUCACACAAUUCAAGCAGAUGGAAGUCCCACCUCAAUCAGUGACAAAAGCAGAAUACAUUAUGUCCAGUUCCUUAUCUGACAAAGACAGCUUUCCAAAGCAUCAAGACAACUUCUUUAGGCACCUCGGUGUAUCCUUUGAUGAAGUGCCCAAGAUGGGCACAUCUUUAGAAGUACCAAAAGUAAAACGUUAUAUUCAGUUUAUAAAAUCUGAACCUCAAACUCCAACUCAGUCUCCCUCAUCAUCUGCAAUUACAGAAGAGUUCUCGACAAAAAUGCAGUCUACAAGAUCCAAAGUCAGUACGACUUUGCCACUAUCUAGCUCACCUCCAAAGCAGAAAAUGAUGGAUGUAAUAACAGAAUCAAUGAUGAUCAAGACAAAUGUAACACCAGAAACUGUUCGAGAUCAAGUCCUGCAGCAGAUAGGCCCAAGAUCUUACACGUUUACAAAUUCUAAGCAAUAUGAUCAAAAUCAGACACAGUCCCAAGAUGCACCAUCUACAGGGAAAGUGUUUACAGAACCGAAUAAGUUAAGUCAACUUUCUGAGUCGCAGACUAUAUUAGAGUCAAAGUUGUCUGGUUUGAGUGCCUCAUCCAAGAAAGGUGUUUCAAGAAAGCAUCUAGUAUUGGACCCUGCACUUCAGGAUUUAUCCCAAUCCAUCCCUGAUACACCUGCAGCUUUUUCAAAAAAUGAUGAUGCUAGAGAGUAUCUAAGAGACAGCUAUCAGGCUCGUCAAAGGCAGGAACGGAGAAGAUUGUUGUUUCAGCAGAAGAAGAGAGCAAUGGAUGGGUUCAGUUUGAGCUCUGAGUACUUCACGUCUCAGGAAAGUGAUCAAUAA